Messenger RNA from Dermacentor silvarum, 853 nucleotides. Its product is annotated as transportin-3. Gene Ontology annotation, molecular function: small GTPase binding. Bases 147 to 758 code for a protein of 203 amino acids. Gene Ontology annotation, biological process: protein import into nucleus. Gene Ontology annotation, cellular component: nuclear membrane; cytoplasm. The record is from RefSeq and is a predicted model, not a curated record. The transcript has 6 exons. NCBI's taxonomy places the organism in Eukaryota, Metazoa, Arthropoda, Arachnida, Ixodida, Ixodidae.
CUUAAUGGCGGUUAGCAGUUGAUGGGGUCUCUUUUUGACAUUCAAUCAUUUUCUGAGCGUGUUACGCUUAAUUGCGGACGUUCGGUGGUGCGCACAAUCGCCGUGAGCGUGUAGGCGGCGGCACAGAGUGCGGAUAUAGCGUCGCCAUGGACGACGCAAGCGGAAUGCCAUCGCUGCAAGCGGUCGUCCAAGCCAUCCACGCGCUCUACAGACAGCCAGACACUACGGGCAAGGAGAAAGCAUCGGUCUGGCUGGGGGAACUGCAAAGAUCCGUAAGUUUUGUCUGUGCCUGGAAGAUUGCAGAUGAACUCCUGCAGCAGAAUGUGGACCUUGAGUCCUGUUACUUUGCUGCUCAGACCAUGCGAACAAAGAUCCAGUACGUGUUCCAUGAACUCCCCCCUGAAUCCCAUGGCUCCUUGCGAGACUCGCUCAUGGAGCACUUGGCGAAGGUCAACAAAGAUACAGCACCAGUUAUUGUUACACAGUUGUCUCUCGCCAUGGCAGAUCUUGCCCUGCAGAUGUCGGCAUGGAAGUCUCCUGUUGUUGACUUAAUACAAAGGUUUGGCUGCAGUCCAUCCCACAUUCCCGUUCUCCUUGAAGUGCUGACGGUGCUUCCCGAAGAGCUCAACAGCCGGUCACUCCGGCUUGGUGCCAACCGGCGCAACGAGAUCAUUGAGCUUUUCACUCAGGUUUCGGGACAGGUGGUGCACCUGCUGGUAAGCAUUGGCGCUUCUCAUCUACCGUCUCUGCUUGCUUAGGCUUAGUGAUGUAGCUUAAACUGUAUGGAGAUUGAGUCCCUGUCAAUUUCAGACUUUUUCUUUAUUAUUUGUAUGCGGUCAAACUCGCUCGUAGC